This is a messenger RNA of Carassius auratus (goldfish), 7970 nucleotides long. Its product is annotated as probable helicase senataxin. Gene Ontology annotation, cellular component: nuclear body. The record is from RefSeq and is a predicted model, not a curated record. Lineage: Eukaryota; Metazoa; Chordata; Actinopteri; Cypriniformes; Cyprinidae. Bases 195 to 7061 code for a protein of 2288 amino acids. Gene Ontology annotation, biological process: termination of RNA polymerase II transcription. Gene Ontology annotation, molecular function: transcription termination site sequence-specific DNA binding; helicase activity. The transcript has 25 exons.
GUCAUGACGUCACCAGCACCGCGACUCGGCGGCAGGCGUGUUUUCAGAGUAGAGCAGAAUCGAGCGAAAGAGACUAUGUAGAGUACACUCUUGAGUGGGCUUAAGGUAUUUACAACCGUGUCAGUGUGGAUUUGAGAUGAAACAGCGCUGAAAGACUCAAAGUGUCCUCCGUUGGAGCUUCGCGGGUGAUCGUGAUGGAGAAGUGUCUGUGGUGCACCACCUCCCUGGAGGCGGAGGGUGAUGCAGCGAUAGUCGCCAUGCUGCGUCGCUACAGCUCAGGACGUCUGUCUGAGAGAGAGAUGGACUCUCUGAACGAAGACCUCGGCUGCUGUCUGGAGUGUGUGGUGGAGUACCAUCGAGCCAGAGACAAGGUCCCUCAUCUGCACAAGCGUUUGUGGGAAAUGGAGAAGGCUCGACUCGUGCGUUUGUUGGGAACCAUCCUGGACAAGGAGCUGGAGGAGGACGAUAUCUUUAUUAUCGAAGAUGAUCGCGUGGAGCCGGUGACGAAGAUCUUGCCUGCAGAAUUUCACGACCGUCUCCGUUCUCCUCUGUUUGAAGUUCUGAAGUAUCCGUACUUACUUUGCUACCGUGAUCUGUGUGAUUUGGUGGUAAAGGCCUUGUGUAAGUUGCAGGAUAUGAAGCAGUCUUUGACUGUGUUUGAGAAGUAUCAAGGAAUAUAUCUGUUUCUCGUUCAUCCCAACGAGCAGGUGCGCCGCUGGGCAAUCGAUACAGCAAAGACCAUGAAGAGUGUGGAUAGGGACUCCUACUAUGACCUUCAAGAGAUUUUCUCCUGCAUGUUCAAUGUCAUCGAACCUGGAAUAUCUUUGGACUUUCCAGAUGUGGAUCAAGAGUCUUAUUCAAGGGGCACCAUAAAAACGCUCCCCUCUCACCUCUAUGACUCGCAAAACAAGAAGAACUGCUGGCUAGGUAUCUGUAUGUUACUAACGCAGCUCAGCGCGGAGGCAAUGGACUCUCUGUUCAUGGGACAGUUUAACAUCCCGCUUUGCAUACUCCGCACAAUGGAUGGGUUGAAAAAUGAGGAUAACCCAGCUUCUGACCCAUUCUGGCCAGCCCUCCACUGUUUUAUGGUAAUUCUGGACCGACUUGGUUCUAAGAUCUGGGGUCAGGUUGACCCUAAUACAGCGUUCCAGACAAUCACCGGAGCUGCCAGCUAUGUUGCGGAAAUUAGAAACAUCCGGCAAAAGACCAUGGGCGGUAUGUUUAAAGUGGAACCUGAAUAUGAUGACAAUAUGGUGACCUGCAGUCAGAUGGUGUACAACUGUUAUGCCUCAGAAAAACCAAACCAUGCAUCUGGUUUGUCGUCCAACAGUGGGGUUUCAAGCAACUAUAUGAUCUAUGAGGAUAUGCAGUCCCUGGUCACAGUGCUUGAUUCUGAAAUGGGCCAGAGCAUGCGUGUAUACGGAAGCACUUUUCUGUGGUUCAUUCCAUUUGUUCGUUCCAUAAUGGAACUUUCAGAGCUCAAUGCUUCCUAUAUUAGUGAAGUCAUCCACUAUCUUUGUGAUAAGAUACGAGAAAAUCGGCACAUGCUAACCGGACAGACGAUUGUGUACGAUAAAGUGUCCGAGUUAUUCACUCGUAUCCUUAUUCAAAUUGUUGAGCUACACUCUACUGAAGGACGGAUGGGUAUACUUUCUCGCUGUGCCCACAAGUGGGUUGGGGAGAUUGUCUUGUGCAUCAUCCAAUCAGAUGAAACACAUGGACCACCAGACAGGAUGGGUGGGAUUCACGGAGUCAGUUCAACCUCAUACAACCUUGGGAUAGUUCGAAAACUGCCUGCAUCUGGAGGAGGCAUUGGUGCUAUAAUUUCUGACUGCGUGACACUGAUUCGACGGCUACUGAAAGACGGGAAAAGGAGAUCUGUCCCAAGCGCGGCCCACUUUUUGAGUUUGCUGAACAAUCAGUUGCGUGGAGUUACAAACAAACGAUGGGAUUUAACACGUUCUGAAUCUGAUGAGCUUCAGAAGUGUUUGUUAAGAGUUGUCCGGUCAAUGCCAGAAAGAUCUACUUCUUCACCUUCUGUUGUUCCACCACCAUGUGGACCAUCAGUGGAGGCAACUACAAACAAUGUUAUUUCCAGAAAUUCUGUGGCAACCCUAAAUCAGCAACCAUAUGAGCACCAAGAGGCAGGUCCAAGCAGAGCAGGAGAUGAAUCUAGUUUUAUCAAAAAGGAGUCAAUUUGGAAUUAUAAAAAUUGGGACUUGGAUGAGGAUUUCUGCAGCGGUCUUGAGGUUAUCAUAAAGGCUAAGAAGGAAACCCUUGACCCAGUGUCAAUUUCACAACUGAGUCCAGUUGUUCAGUUGGAACGCGUUAAACCAGAUAUAAACCAGUCCUUAAAAUCAGCUAAAGAGGCAUGUGGUUUUGGAGCUGCUGAGGAUGAGGAGGAUGACGAUGAACCCCUUGAUAUCAAACUGGUUCGUCUGACAAAAUCAAUCCACAAUGUUGAAUCUGGCGACUCCGAAGAUAACAAUAAUGCUGUUGAAAAAAUUGGUAACAGGUUCAUGGGUGCUUCAAAGGAAAAUGUGGAGUCUAGUACCAUUGUUAUCUCUGAUGAUGAUUCUGAUAAUGAUGAAAGGCCAAAUGACAUCCUGAGGUCUCCAAAAGUUUGUGUCCUGUCUGAGAGCCCCGGUCGUGAUUAUGAUGAUCUCAGUGAAUCACAGGUCUUUGAGUUUGAGACCCAGCAAUAUGUGGCAUCUGCCUGGGAUGAUUCUGGUUUUGAUGCAUCAGACUUGACAAAGAAGCCCGAAUCAGACCAACUACUCAAACCACAGGUGGAUGAAACUCCUCGUGAAGCAUCUCCAUCAAGUUCAGAGACCGAACUUAUUCCAGAUGAAGACAUUGAGAGGGCUUGUCAGCAAGCAGAAGAUAAGAUCCGAGAACAGCAGCAGCCACAAGAGCCAGUGGAUUCAUUUGCAACUUCACUGUCCAAAGCAUCCAGUACUGCAGAGAGCUGGGAUAAAUUUGCCAAACCAAAACCGGUUAAAAGCACAAAAACAACUCCAUCUGAAAAGAAACAGCCUAAAAAGCCAUUGAUAAUUGAUGCCCUUGCUCAAAAAAGCAGACGCCACUCCUGGAAACGCAGCUCAACAUCUCAGGAUGUAGAGGAACCAUCCUCUUCAACUACUCUAUGCUCACCUUCCUCUUCAUCCUGCAGCUCUGUUUCCUCUCCUUAUUUUUCUGCCCCCAGUUCAAGUAAUACCCCUAAGAUAGUUCCCCCAAAGAAGGUGCGUAAGGUUGCUGAGCCAGAAUCCACAGCAGAGCGUUUGGGAUUAAAAAAGAAGGAGAGGAAAGCAUUUGAUCUUUCUCAACGCUCGCUUGAUGGUGUUGCUAAACUGAGGUGCCAUGGUCAGAAAGUGCAGGUAGAACCACAACAGAAGAAAAGGCGAGUGAAUCGAGCCAAUAAGUCUUCUCCACAGAAUCAUAUCGUAAAAAGCAACAAGAAACUUCUGGGAUCACAAGAUAUUCAGUUUUUCAGGCUUAGUCGUGAGAAGCAGGCAAAUCAGAGGCCAGCAACAGGAGUCAUCACAUCAACAUUAGCUCCCAAACCAGCAGAUAUCAAUCAGCCAGGUGAAAUGCACUUACCGAAACCUACAUUUGCAAGCAGUGAGGCUGGUGAUAUCUUUCCUUGUCCUCAGCCAGAUUCCAGCUUUCAGCGGGAUAAUGAAAAUGCUGCAUCAGGAACCAAUUCUGCAGGAGAUGGGGCUGGAAAUAAUAAGUGUGUAGAACCGGAGUACUUCCAAGCCAGUGAGACUGCUGAUGCCAACAUGGAAAACGAAAAACCUGCUCAGGAGGAUGAUGAAGAAUGGAUGUUCCUCACUCAGAUGGAACCCACCGACAUGGAACUGUGCUCUCAAAUGGAGCAGUUUGAGGAAGAAAAUGGUGAAGAACUCUUUCUUACCCAGAGAGACCCUAUAGACAUGGACAUUGAUACAGGCAGUGAGUCAGAUGCCCCAGGGCCAACCUUGACCCCUAAACCUAUUCAGACUCCUAUUGGUGGAAAUGAUGAUCAUUUGUUUGUGAAGCCUGGCAUGUCACCUAUAUCUCAGAAAAAGGCCAAACCUUCUACCACAAAAAUAUACACCCCCAGCUCCCGCAGUGCCUCGCUUGUCCUUGAAAUGGAAAAAGAAGCCAAGCCUCCUCCUGCUGCGAAUGUUGCUAAAGCGAAGAUUCCCCGACUGCCCCCAGCAGUGCCACCUCCAAAAACAUUUCAACCUCUCCAUCCUCCACAACUCCCAAUGCAACUUCCUUCACGACACGCUCCAUAUGCUCCUGAGUUGGCCACUAGUUCUAGAAGAAGCUCCAACUCAGAGCCACCAUCUUACAAGGUAUACCAAAGACCCGAGGCUCCAGUUUACAAUCCAGGACCCACAGUGGAUCAAAGCCAGACGUUUGACCUUUCAAUCUUGACCCAAGCAAUCCUUAAAUGGGAAUAUAGGAUGCUUGACAAUUACAAAUCAUUUGGGAGUCCACAUGAUCUGUGCCAACUACCGCUGCAGAAAGUGCCAGUUCAGUUUUCUAGCUACUUGGAGUACUUCAACACCUUGUACCCCCUGCUGCUAAUUAAUGCAUUUGAAGAGAUGGCGAGUGAAUGGCUCAAAGAGGGCAGAGUUAAGCUUAACCUAACAUUUCAGGGAAUAGAAUACAGCAAUCGCACAGCUAGUGCCAGCUUCACAGCAAACAUUUCUCAGGAAACUGAUAUGAAACAACUGUACCCAAAAGAAGAUGACCUGGUGCUACUUUGGUUGCCUGACAACACUGGGUCAUAUGCCCAUGAUGAACCAAAUUUCCAUGAAACGCAUCCUCAUUUUGGUUAUGUGUCUCGGUCCAAUGUGUCCAACAGAAGUUCAGGUUCCAGGCCAAUUCUCAACUUGACGAUUCAGACACGUAGUAAUAUAUCUUCAGGGAAUUCCCAACCUGUGCUCUGUGAAGUUAUUGGAUCAUUGAUCAGCAUAUUCCGGGAGUUCCGUGCACUGUGUUUGCUGCGGAAUGGACCAAUGUUGCGACCUCUACUUGCUCCACAUGCAUCUUUUUUCAUGCACACUGUGGACAGCCCACCGGACCUGGAUUUACCAGAGUUCAACAGGGACCAAGCAAGAGCAAUAGCUUGUGGUCUUGCCAUGGUAAAGAGAACAGAGAAGACCCCAAAAUUUCUCCUUAUUCAUGGUCCUCCAGGAACCGGGAAGAGUAAAACAAUUGGUGGCCUGUUGUACAAACUACUAUCUUCGGGUAUUAACAGUGCUGCUCCUUCGGGGAACAUUCAUGCCAAGUCUCGACGGACACGAGUUCUUCUCUGUGCUCCCUCUAAUGCUGCCAUUGACAGUCUGAUGAAGAAGGUCAUUUUGAUAUUUAAAGAGAAAUGCCGAAACAUCAACGCACCUCAAGGUAACUGCGGGGAUAUAAACCUGGUACGAUUGGGAAGUGAAAGAACCAUCUCGAAGUCAUUAAAACCUUUCAGCCUCGACCACCAGACUAAAGCUAGAGCACAGCGAGCUCAGCAAACUGCAGAAGCUGACAUACACAAACGCAAGGAGCAACUGGAACAAAUCAUUGAAAAUCUCUCCCAGCGAUGUGCAAAAGCCAAUAAGGAUUCUUUCGAGUUCAAGACGUUGAUGGAGGAGAAGAUGCAGCGCCUGAAAGAGAGAGAAGGACUGGGUCGGCAGAUUAAAGAGUGUCGCAUGAGGCGACAGGAGAGUCAAGCUGUUGUGCUGCAAAACGCUCAUGUGAUCUGCUGCACGCUCAGCACCAGUGGAAGUAUUGUCCUCGAGAAUGCCUUCCGUCGCCUCGGACAUGAACCAUUCAGCUGCGUCAUCAUUGAUGAGGCUAGUCAGUCUAAAGAAUCUGAGACUCUGAUCCCCAUGCUGUACCGAAGUCCUGCUGUAAUCCUCGUCGGUGAUCCCAACCAGCUUCCACCAACAGUUGUCUCUCAGAAAGCGAAGGAGUUUGGCUUCGACCAGUCUCUUAUGGCAAGGUUAUGCAAAAGUCUUUAUAUGUCAAACCCGCAACUCUCUCCAAUCGUCCUGCUCGGCGUGCAGUACCGCAUGCACCCGGACAUCUGCGAAUUCCCCUCCAAGUACAUCUACAACAGCGCUCUCAAGGACGACUGUGAGACAGCUCAGAAGCGCUGUUCCCUCAGCUGGCCCUUCAAGCCCUACAAAGUGUUCGACGUGACGGAUGGGAUAGAGAAGAAGGAGAGAGAUUCAUUUUCCAAUCACAAAGAAGUCAAGCUGGUCUUGCUGCUGUUGAAGCUGCUGGGUGAGAAGCAGUCAGUGCGAGUGGGCGUCAUCACACCCUACAACGCCCAGAAACAACGCAUACUGGAAGCCAUCAGGGGUUCAGGCAUCGACAACAAGCAUCUUCAGGUUGAAGUCAAUACAGUGGAUGGCUUUCAGGGCAGAGAAAUGGACUGCAUCAUUGUGUCUUGUGUGAGAGCCAGCAGUGAAACAGGCUCCAUUGGGUUUGUUGGAAAUCGGCAGAGAAUGAAUGUAACCAUCACCAGAGCCAAAUUUAGUCUCUUUAUUCUGGGACAUUUACGCACACUCAGGGAACAAAGUGAUUGGGGAGCAUUGAUUGAGGACGCUAGUAUACGUAAAACGAUCAUCAAAACUAUGCAAAAACAAUUUGAAAGAGAUGUCAGGCAGAUUCUUAAACCAGAACGAGAGCCGCCGACCCGCAGUCUCUCUUAUCCCCCAAUUGGGAUACCGAGCACUGUGACCUCACCUGUGACAUAUGCACCUGUGGAAACAGACCCUGCCCCUGCGCCCCACCUUCAACAUGAUACGAGCAGUGCGCCAAUGCCACGGCUAAUACCCUUGGAAUGCCCUAAUAACCCACGGAUGAGCGACAGGCCCACAGACCCACGUUUUGCAGAGCGCCGGCCAAUCAGAGAACAGGGACCAGACAGAGAUGGGCGGGGCUUACCAGAGUCCCGCCGUUCUACAAACAGGGCUAAUUCGUAUGAAGCCGAUUCUAGAAGUACUGGCCAAUCUUCCAGAUACUCUUCAAGACACAGCAGCUCUUCACCAUCAAGACGACACAGGAGAUAAAUGAAUUAUCCCUGUUUUUAUGUCAUUAAAGCUUCACAGCAGUGCAUUAAGGGAGAAAUUUUUCCUUCGUGUCCUCUUCUCCAUGUUUUGAGAACCCACUAUUUACAUGGGUCGUCGUUAAAUGUCUUUUUCUCAGGCAUUGGCUUUACAAUUAGCUUGACAAAUUAGUUUGAUGGCAGUGCUUACUGCUUACCUUAUCUCUUUCUAAGUGCGUUCUGCUGCUAAAUGAACAUUUGAAAAACAAUUUUAUGCAUGAAGAGGGAUGUUUUGUUCCGCACAACAGGUUUUGAGUUUUUGGACCUUGUGCUCAUCUCCAAAAAACUAUAUAUUGACUCAAAAACUGCACUUUCUAAAGCAGUUGGACGUGCUCAGAAAUAACCAUUUUUUGGUGUAUAGUUUGCUGUAUAGUUUGUCACUUAUUUGAAUGUAACACUGAUUGAAAGAGUUUUGCAGGGAUGGAUUUGGUGUGCAUGAAUGCAUUGCCGUUUGUGUUUCACUGGUUGUUUUAUGCUGUCUUUUAACAUUCUGGAUUUCUGGAAACAUACUGGAUUAUUUUUGACUGAGCCGACUGUUAGAAUAGUUUUUUCAGGUAACUUUGAUUAUAGUCACUAUUAGUCUGGAGGAGGAGUUAAAGAAGGUCAAAAACAGAACCAAAGUUAUUGCUUAACAUUUUCAAUUCAGGUAUAAAUUGUCAUGUUGUGUUUGAUUUGUGAAUGAGAGUUAAGUUUGUACAGUUAAAGUAUACAAGCUGUGAGACUGAGAGAUCGACCCACUAUUGUGGCUUUUUCCCUUGAGUUUUAUCUUUUGGUGCCACCAGUUUUACAAAAGUGUAUGAAGAGGACUUUAUUUUGUACAGAUGCACUUUUUGUAGACCGGAAAUUAAAAGAAGUUCCUUUUUUUCUUUUUUUA